This is a messenger RNA of Phycodurus eques (leafy seadragon), 6602 nucleotides long. RefSeq names its product syntaxin binding protein 5L (gene stxbp5l). Gene Ontology annotation, biological process: regulation of exocytosis; regulation of protein secretion. The transcript has 28 exons. The coding region runs from base 605 to 4264 and encodes 1219 amino acids. NCBI's taxonomy places the organism in Eukaryota, Metazoa, Chordata, Actinopteri, Syngnathiformes, Syngnathidae. Gene Ontology annotation, molecular function: GTPase activator activity; myosin II binding; syntaxin binding. The record is from RefSeq and is a predicted model, not a curated record. Gene Ontology annotation, cellular component: SNARE complex; plasma membrane; cytoplasm.
GCUGAAGCGAAAAGCACAUCCAUCCUCGACCACACAUCCAGCAUUUAUCCGUGUGUGUGUGUGUGUGUGUGUGUGUGUGUGUGUGUGAGUGAGUGAGUGCGUGUCUCCGUGGAUUGUGUGGACUCCUGCUCCUGCACCGUGAAAAGUGUACGUGUUUUUUUUGUUUAGUUUUUUUAACGAGUGGAUCCUGCCUGCACCAAGUUUUUUUUUGUCUUCCACUCACAUCGGAGCAUGGCUGCGUGUCUCCGCGACUGUUGCUGAUGUGUGGGAUGUUCCUCCGAGCCGCGUGGGUCCUACUUUAGGAUCUGAAGAAGCGGUGUGAAGUUUGAGCUCUAGGCGAGGCGCAUCUGCAACAACAACGACGACGACGACGGCGGCGGCGGCGGGUGUGAGGCGGUGAGUGGUCCAGACACAUUCAUUGGGAGGACGGCAGCCAGGAUGAGGUGCCUCUAUGACUUUUUAAAUUGCACUUAAAGGCAGCGGAGGAGAGCGCGGGCUGCGCAGCCUGACACAUCUGCAGGAGCAGACGACCUCAUCAUUGCAUCUGCAAACAGCCUCAUUCCACGCUCUUUUUCCACAUCAGAGCAAAACAAAGACAUCAGAAAUGAAGAAGUUCCGUAAGGUGUUGGACGGCUUGACCACCUCAUCACCAGGUGGCGGGACUAUGGGAUCGCCGUCGUGUGGCAGCGCCGCCGGGACCCCCACCACCGCAGCGCCAACCCCCAAAGAGAUCGACGUGCAAGAGACGCUCGUGUCGGAAAACUUUCAGCUGUGUAAGACGGUGCGCCAUGGUUUCCCCUACCAGCCCACUGCUUUGGCCUUUGACCCUGUGCAGAAGAUCCUGGCCAUCGGCUCCAGAUCAGGUGGUGUUCGGAUACUGGGACGACCCGGGGUUGACUGCUUUUGUCAGCAUGAGAGCGGUGCAGCUGUUCUUCAACUUCAGUUUCUUAUCAAUGAGGGGGCUUUGGUCACGGCCUGCGCAGAUGACACAUUACACUUGUGGAAUCUUCGUCAGAGGCGGCCGGCAAUCCUGCAUUCGCUCAAAUUCAACAGAGAAAGGAUCACAUUUUGCCACCUUCCCUUUCAGAGUAAAUGGCUUUAUGUAGGGACGGAGCGCGGCAACACGCACAUCGUCAACAUCGAGUCCUUCAUUUUGUCUGGAUAUGUCAUCAUGUGGAACAAAGCCAUCGAACUAUCAACUAAAACUCAUCCAGGACCUGUAGUUCAUUUGAGUGACAGCCCAAAGGAUGAAGGAAAGCUUCUCGUCGGGUUCGAGAGCGGUACAAUAGUACAGUGGGACCUCAGGGUCAAAAAGGCUGAUUUCAGAAUCUACUAUGAUGAGGCCAUCCACUCAGUCAGCUGGCAUCAUGAAGGAAAACAGUUCAUGUGCAGCCACUCUGACGGCAGCCUGACCCUGUGGAACCUCAGAAACACCUCCAAGCCCAUCCAGGUCACUUUCCCACAUGGUAAAAUACAGAAAGAUGGGAGGAAGGAAUCAUGUAAACCGAUAUUGAAAGUGGAUUAUAAGACCUCAAGGAACAGUGAGCCUUUCAUCAUCUUCUCUGGAGGUCUUUCAUACGACAAGGCGGGACGGCGGCCCACGUUAACCAUCAUGCACGGCAAGGCCAUUACUGUGCUAGAGAUGGACUAUCCUAUUGUUGAGUUCAUGACUCUUUGUGAGACUCCUUACAAUAACGAAGUCCAGGAUCCUUAUGCAGUGGUGGUGCUUUUAGAAAAGGAUUUAAUAGUGGUGGAUCUGACGCAGAGCAACUUCCCUGUCUUUGAGAACCCUUACCCCAUGGACAUCCAUGAGUCUCCAGUUACAUGCACAGCUUAUUUUGCAGACUGCCCUCCAGACAUCAUCCCUGUCCUGUACUCCAUAGGAGCUAAACACAAGAAGACCGGCUACAGUCAAAAGGAGUGGCCAGUUAGUGGGGGAAUGUGGACGUUAGGCUCACACACCUACCCGGAGAUCAUCAUCACUGGACAUGCAGAUGGAUCUAUCAAGUUUUGGGACGCAUCUGCAAUUACACUGCAGAUGUUAUACAAGUUGAAGACUUCCAAGGUGUUUGAAAAGCCAAAACCAAACGAGGGUCGUGCUGCAGAGCUGGUGGACGAUGACCCCUUUGCGGUGCAAAUGGUCAGCUGGUGUCCCCAAAGUCGCAUCUUCUGUGUCGUGGGGAUCUCGGCCCACAUCAUUCUGUACCGCUUCAGCAAAUAUGAUGCCAACACUCAGAUUGUGUCUCUAGAGGUGCGACUGCAAUGUGAUCCGGAAGAUGUCAUCUCUCCAUCCGAAAAUGAAAACAAUCCCUGCUUCUCAGAGCCCCACUCAGGCUCCCACUCUCCUCAGCCCCACCACCAACACCCAGUGAGCCCUGGCGGUGGAACACCGGAGUCUUUCAAAGACAGCACCCCCUGCCUUAAAGUAAAGGAUCGGGUGGUGCGGGUCCCUCCUGGCUACCAAGCAGAGCUUGUGAUCCAGCUGCCUUGGAUCGAUGGAGAACCUCCACAGCAGAUUUCAAGCCUGGACAUCAACUCCGCCUAUGGCCUUUUGGCAUUCGGGAACUGUAAUGGACUUGCGGUAGUCGACUACUUGCAGAAAACCAUCCUGUUGUGCAUGUCCACUCUGGAUUUGUACGGAGCCGCCGAUCCCUAUCAACGCCUUACCCGCUCCCCCCGUAGGAACAGACAGUCCACCUCAGAGUUUUGCAUGCGAGGCCUGUCUAACUUUUAUUCCGAUUCAAAGAAAAGGAUCCGUACAUCCUACCAGAGCCUUACUGAACUAUCUGACAACCAGCAGUCUGUUGACAUGGAGAGAAGCAAGUCGCCCACCUCAGAUCAUGUCAAUGGACAUUGCACUAGUCCCACCUCCCAGCCCUGCUCGGCGGGGAAGCCUCGCAUCCCGAUGGGUCCCGAGGGGCCACGGCUUGCCCGCAGAGGCCCUGGCCGACCGCCGUUCCGCAAGGCCCAGUCUGCUGCUUGCAUGGAGAUCUCUUUGCCUGUGUCCCACACGGAAGGUUAUGCAUCCAGGAGGGCAAUGCUCCAGCAGUUACAUGGAGUCACAAUGUACUCUCACGACGAACACCACACCGCCACCCCCUACUGCUGGAGUGACAGAGAGAGCCGUGAAAACUCCUUCAGCCGCUCACGCAGCUCCAGUGUCUCCAGCAUUGACCGAGACACCAAAGAGGCAAUCACCACACUGCAGUUUGGGGAAUCCUUCGGGAGAAAGAGCGACACUUUGCCCACACCAUGUCUCUGGGUUGGUACCAGCCUUGGUGUGAUCAUACUCAUCCCAAUGUCCAUCCCCACUGACCAGGAGGAGAGGAUGGAGGAGCCGGUCACUAUUGGUCCCUGUGGGGCAGUUCUGAUGCUAAAGGGCUCUGUGUUGCGCUUUGGCUUCUUGGACUGCAUGGGUGCACACAUUCAAAGCCCCUACGAGGUUUGGCGUGAUCUCAACGCCCCAGAAGACCCCGACCGACCACGAAAGCGCAAGCUAGUGCACUACUCGCCCUCAUCCUCCCAGGACACCUGCGGAGAGGGACAUCUGGCUAUCGUGUGCUCUGAGAGACAGGCCAAAGUAUUCUUGAUGCCCUCGCAGUCUUGCCUCUUUGUCCACAACAUCACAGAGUCAUCCUUCGUCCUGCGGGCUGAUGUGGUGUCAGUGUGGAAUAGUGUUUGCCUCGCCUGCUUCUGUGCCAAUGGACACGUCAUGACGCUCAGUUUGCCAAGUCUAAGACCGCUGAUGGAUGUUAAUUACCUGCCUCUGACAGACAUGCGCAUUGCGAGAACCUUUUGCUUCACGAAUGGGGGACAGGCACUUUAUCUCAGUUCCCCGACAGAGAUCCAGAGAAUUACUUACAGCCAGGAAAUGUAUGACAAUCUGCAGGAAAUGCUUGGAGAGCUGUUUACACCAACAGAAACACCAGAGGCCCAGAACAGAGGCUUCUUAAAGGGCUUCUUCGGGGGCAAUGCUCAUACAUUCGACCGAGAGGAGCUUUUUGGGGAGGCAGCAGCAGGUAAGGCUUCUCGAAGUCUAGCCCAGCACAUCCCCGGUCAGGGAGGCGUGGAGGGCAUGAAGGUGGCAGCUAGCGGGGCAGUGGGUGAGCUGGCCAGGGCCCGCAUUGCUCUGGAUGAGAGAGGCCAGAGACUUGGCGAGCUAGAAGAGAGAACUGCGCUGAUGAUGACCAGUGCGGAAAGUUUCUCCAAGCAUGCGCAUGAGCUCAUGUUAAAGUGCAAGGACAAGAAGUGGUACCAGUUCUAAUCACAAGGGACAAGUGAGGCCAACUGAUGAGUUUCUGGGGGCUUUGUGCCUGGGCAGAAAUUUUAACUCAGAUGAGAGCAAAUAACAGAGAGACUGAAGAAUGACUUUCUCUUUACGGCUUCUGGGCCAAGUGUGCCGCAUUGUUACACAGUAAGAGGAAAGGGGAGCUCCUCAUUUGAUCGUUUUCUGAGAAACAUGGGGAGAAACAGGAUGGGAGCAUUUAGAGGACUGGAUGUGCGCGUAUGUGUGUGAGUGCCUGUGCGCGUGUGUGUUCUGGCGGGGUUUGGUUUUCCCCACCUCGCCGUGUAGAUAUUCAACAAUUAAGAAAUCAACAAGACAUGCAUGAAAUAAAAAAGGAAUGACUAUCAAAAUAUCAAACUGCCAUAUUAAAAAGCAGCAUGCUUACUUUAAUGCUACUUUAACAGGAGAUUCAAUUAUAAUUUUUUAUUUAAUUAUAUAGCCAACUACGGAAACUAUAAAAAAAACGUUCUAUUUUUUGAAAUAUUGACAAAAUCUAUAUAUAAAAAUACAAAUGUAUACCUGCAUCGCUAUUAAGCCAAAACUUGUGCUCUUUUCCUUUAUCACCUUUUCCUUUUGACUUUUUUUCAGCAAAUAUUUCUUGACACACUUCAAACGCACAUAGCUUUCUAUUCACAUACUAAAAUAAUACUACUACUGUUCAUACCAGGUACUCUUGGCUGCAUCUUAGUGCAACCAUGAAGGGAUUUUGCUAUUAACGGCAGUUUAAUCAAGUUUACGUUUGGGCUGCUGCUACUUUCAAAUACAAUCAAUGACGAGGCUAUAUUCCACUCCCCAACUGCAGUUUAUGAUUCAGAAAAGAAUAGUUUGAGAUGUAUGCAAAGGCUUGAAGAACACACCGUAUCUUUAUAUAAACCUAUAUAUAUAUAUUAUUAAUGUGCCAUAAAAAGCAAGAUCAGUGCAAUCAGUGUAAAGUUACAAAGAGCUAAUAAGUGGUGGUUGUCAUUUAUUUCCUGUUACAAACAGAUGAGAAGUCAAUGGAUGUUCGUGGCAUUUAUUGGAGUCAAAAAAACAUUUUCUUUCAUAAAACAACACUUAAGAGACUUACAUUUACGUUGAUGGUUCACCAUUUGGGUCUAGAGCUUAUCAUUGCAAGAUGUGCAAGUUUAGUGGGAAAUUAGGAUGCGUGUAUCUGGAAGAAUGAGUGCCGCACGUAAAAAAAAAAAAUGUGAUAAACAAUACAAGAAUACAAUACACUUAAGUCUCUGCCAAAGCAAUUAAAAAGGACUAUCACCCUAUCAUAUCGCUCCAAUUCAGAUGUUACAAGUUGUCACUUGUGUAUUUUCAGGAUUUUAAUGGACCUGCGUGUUCAUAACAGUGAUUGUUGCUGUCAAUGUGAUGGCAGUGCAAAGAGGAGUUGGCAUCACCUUCCAUUCAACCAACUUCCUUGUGAGUCGUUUAUCAGUAAAUGGUUCAGAAAACAAAACAAAACAAAAAAACAGUAUUUUCCAGUACUAUUCAGAUGUGAGUCAGUGAAGAUGUUCAUGUGUAAAACAGCAGCAAUUUCAACUAAAGGCAACUGUGUUACUUUCUUUCACUCAAUAUUGUUCUUGAUGAUUAUGGUAUCCUCUUGUCGCAGUCCUAUAUUUGAUGGUGAUGGCCUCACAAAUGGAAGGCUCUUGUAUGUGAAAAACAACAAAUGUUUCAUGAUACAUAGUGGUGUAUCAUAUUGUAAUUGUGCUGUACAUGUCAGUGCCGCGCGACACAAGCCAAUGGCAUUGAGUGAAGAGGAUCUUUUGUACCUGUGUAUUUGUCUGUAUUUUAAAAUGAUCUGGGGAAAAAAAUCAGGCCUUUAUGCUCACAAGCAUCGACACAAAUUAAUCACUGCGCCUUGAUUAUGUUGAUAUCACACCUGCAUUUCGGUGCACAAACACACACAUGCAAAGUACAGAGAAAAAUAACCGUAGUGAUGUCUCUUUGCAUUUACAACUGCUUUUCAGGCUCAAAUUUAAUGGAUGAGCCACACGCACUCACAAAUGGCAUUUAUUUAGAUUCAAUGAGACAUCUUAAACGUCAAAGAUAUUUCUCUGUACCUUCAAUUAAAUUCAUGUUCGACGUAGUCUGAAAGGCAGAGAAACGGUAUAAAGAAAAAAAAGUGACCUCUACUGACAGGGUGUUUUAUUUAUAUGUUUCUGUUUAUUUGGUUUUAUAUAUUAACUGUACUUUUCAAUAUUGGGUGGAGCAAACAAAUAUAUGAUACAGAUGGGGUAUUUUUCUCUAUAUAUGUUGUACCUGUCACUGCUGGUACUCUGAAUCUGUCUCAACCACUGAAAUUCUUGUUCUUCACACAGAAAUAUCC